This is a messenger RNA of Artibeus jamaicensis (Jamaican fruit-eating bat), 2607 nucleotides long. RefSeq names its product minichromosome maintenance complex component 7 (gene MCM7). Gene Ontology annotation, biological process: DNA strand elongation involved in DNA replication; double-strand break repair via break-induced replication; DNA replication. Lineage: Eukaryota; Metazoa; Chordata; Mammalia; Chiroptera; Phyllostomidae. The transcript has 15 exons. Gene Ontology annotation, cellular component: nucleus; MCM complex. The record is from RefSeq and is a predicted model, not a curated record. The coding region runs from base 398 to 2416 and encodes 672 amino acids. Gene Ontology annotation, molecular function: ATP hydrolysis activity; single-stranded DNA binding; ATP binding.
GGGGACCGAGAGAGAAGGGGUAGUUUUACUUACAGAAGAAAAGAUGAGGACCUUGGGGCUUGAGUUUGCUGUUGGGAGUGGGAGGCUUUUGGGAAGGAAUAUUGAGAUUCCUAACGAAGGCAGAGGCUGGAAUUCCCCUAGAGGGGAGGGUAUUGGCUAAUACUCUCAACUUCGAGGUUCCCCUAAUGCCUUUCUAGAUUAAAACAGACUUGUAAAAGGAGUUCUGCUGAGUUUGGGGAGCGUUAUAUGGGGUGAUUUAAAUGUUCGUGUAACUAAUUCACUUAAAUAAAAGGUGAAGAAAUUCCUGCAAGAGUUUUACCAGGAUGAUGAGUUUGGCAAGAAGCAGUUCAAGUAUGGGAACCAAUUGGUUCAGCUGGCUCACCGGGAACAAGUGGCAAUGUACAUAGACCUAGAUGAUGUGGCUGAGGAGGACCCUGAAUUGGUGGAUUCAAUUUGUGAGAACACCAAGCGCUAUGCAAGGCUCUUUGCUGAUUCUGUUCAAGAGCUGCUGCCUCAGUACAAGGAGAGGGAGGUGGUAAAUAAAGAUGUGCUGGAUGUUUACAUUGAGCACCGACUGAUGAUGGAGCAGCGGAGCCGAGACCCUGGGGCAGCCCGAAGCCCCCAGAACCAGUACCCUCCUGAACUCAUGCGUAGAUUUGAGCUGUACUUUCAAGGCCCAAGCAGUAAUAAGCCUCGUGUGAUCCGGGAAGUACGGGCCGACUCUGUGGGGAAAUUGGUAACUGUGCGUGGAAUUGUCACUCGUGUUUCUGAAGUCAAACCCAGAAUGGUGGUGGCCACUUAUACUUGUGACCAGUGUGGGGCAGAGACCUACCAGCCGAUCAAUUCUCCUACUUUCAUGCCUCUGAUCAUGUGCCCGAGCCAAGAGUGCCAGACCAACCGCUCAGGAGGUCGGCUGUAUCUGCAGACACGCGGCUCCAAGUUCAUCAAAUUCCAGGAGAUGAAGAUGCAAGAACAUAGUGACCAAGUGCCUGUGGGAAAUAUUCCUCGUAGCAUCACGGUGUUGGUAGAAGGUGAGAACACACGGAUUGCCCAGCCUGGGGACCACAUCAGUGUCACUGGUAUCUUCUUGCCAAUCUUGCGUUCUGAGUUUCGACAGGUGGUACAGGGUUUACUUUCGGAAACUUACCUGGAAGCCCAUCGGAUUGUGAAGAUGUGUAAGAGUGAGGAUGACGAGUCUGGGUCUGGAGAGCUGAGCAGGGAGGAGCUGAGGCAAAUUGCAGAGGAGGAUUUCUACGAAAAACUGGCAGCCUCCAUUGCUCCAGAAAUAUAUGGGCAUGAAGAUGUAAAGAAGGCACUGUUGCUCCUGCUGGUGGGGGGUGUGGACCAGUCUCCUCGGGGCAUGAAAAUCAGGGGCAACAUCAACAUCUGCCUGAUGGGGGAUCCUGGUGUAGCUAAGUCUCAGCUCCUGUCUUACAUUGAUCGUCUGGCACCCCGCAGCCAGUACACGACAGGUCGAGGCUCUUCUGGAGUGGGGCUCACAGCAGCUGUGCUGAGAGACUCUGUGACUGGAGAACUGACUUUAGAGGGUGGGGCCCUUGUGUUGGCUGACCAAGGUGUGUGCUGCAUUGAUGAAUUUGACAAGAUGGCCGAGGCUGACCGCACAGCCAUCCAUGAGGUUAUGGAGCAACAGACCAUCUCCAUUGCCAAGGCAGGCAUUCUAACCACACUCAAUGCCCGCUGUUCCAUCCUGGCUGCUGCCAACCCAGCCUAUGGGCGCUAUAACCCUCGCCGCAGCCUGGAACAGAACAUACAGCUUCCGGCUGCACUACUCUCCCGAUUUGACCUCCUCUGGCUGAUCCAGGACCGCCCUGACCGAGACAAUGACUUACGGUUGGCCCAGCAUAUCACCUAUGUGCACCAGCAUAGUCGGCAGCCUCCUGCCCAGUUUGAACCUUUGGACAUGAAGCUUAUGAGACGAUACAUAGCUAUGUGCCGGGAGAAGCAGCCCACUGUGCCAGAGUCUCUGGCUGACUAUAUCACAGCGGCAUAUGUGGAGAUGAGGCGAGAGGCUUGGGCUAGUAAGGAUGCCACCUAUACCUCUGCCAGGACUCUGCUAGCUAUUCUGCGACUGUCUACUGCUCUGGCACGACUGCGAAUGGUGGACACAGUGGAAAAGGAAGAUGUGAAUGAAGCCAUAAGGCUAAUGGAGAUGUCAAAAGACUCACUUCUGAGUGACAAGGGACAAACAGCUAGAACCCAGAGACCAGCAGAUGUGAUAUUUGCCACUGUCCGUGAGUUGGUCUCAGAGAGCAGAAGUGUCCGGUUUUCUGAGGCAGAGCAGCGCUGCAUAUCUCGUGGUUUCACACCUGCCCAGUUCCAGGCAGCUCUAGAUGAGUAUGAGGAAUUAAAUGUAUGGCAGGUCAAUACUGCCCGGACUCGGAUAACUUUUGUCUGAUUCCAGCCCACUUGAGACACUGGGGUCCUACUCUGCAUACCAUGCUUAAGCUCCUCUCCCCCUUCCUUUAAAGGUGGAACAGUGCCCUUGAAAGGAAAGGGGGAAUCCCGUCUUUUUCCUAAGCUGCACUUGUUUUGUUCAUUAUUUUUGCUAAUAAAGUGUUUAUAGAUUGGUGCUUUCUGUUAAAAUGA